AUGACUACUUCUGUGCGACAAGAAGGAAGAACUGCUGAUUUUCAAGGCACCUGCAGAGGCGCAGGGGGACGAGGCUCACCGGCGGCCGCUACUACUGGCGGUGGUGAAGACCACCUCCGCCUCCUCCGCAAAGCUCGCCUCCAGCUGUGCUCUCGCUGCCUCCACUGCCACCUCGCCCCGCCGCGCCCCCAGCACGAUGAGCAGCCGCCCCACCUCCACGCCCACCUGCUCCCUCUCCUCCACCGCUGCCUGGUGGCAUGGUCACCGCGGCAUGGCGCGCACAUGAGGAGGCAUAUGUUGGACAGCAGAGCAUUCUGGAGACAAGCACUCACUGCCAAUCGCUGCACUCACUGCCAAUCGCUGCACUCAUGGCCAAUCGCUGCACUCACCGCCAAUCGCUGCACUCACCGCCAAUCGCUGCACUCACCGCCAAUCGCUGCACUCACCGCCAGUCGCUGCACUCACCGCCAGUCGCUGCACUCACCGCCAGUCGCUGCACUCACUGCCAGUCGCUGCACUCAAUGCCAAUCGCUGCACUCACCGCCAAUCGCUGCACUCACUGCCAGUCGCUGCACUCACUGCCAGUCGCUGCACUCACUGCCACUUGCUGCACUCACUGCCAGUCGCUGCACUCACCGCCAAUCGCUGCACUCACCGCCAAUCGCUGCACUCAUCGCCAAUCGCUGCACUCACCGCCAAUCGCUGCACUCACCGCCAAUCGCUGCACUCACCGCGAGUCGCUGCACUCACUGCCAGUCACUGCACUCACUGCCAGUCGCUGCACUCACCGCCAAUCGCUGCACUCACCGCCAGUCGCUGCACUCACCGCCAGUCGCUGCACUCACUGCCAAUCACUGCACUCAACGCCAGUCGCUGCACUCACCGCGAGUCGCUGCACUCACUGCCAGUCGCUGCACUCACUCCCAAUCGCCGCACUCACUGCCAGUCGUUGCACUCACUGCCAGUCGCUGCACUCACCGCCAGUCGCUGCACUCACCGCCAGUCGCUGCACUCACUGCCAGACGCUGCACUCACCGCCAGUCGCUGCACUCACCACGAGUCGCUGCACUCACUGCCAGUCGCUGCACUCACUCCCAGUCGCUGCACUCACUGCCAGUCGUUGCACUCACUGCCAGUCGCUGCACUCACCGCCAGUCGCUGCACUCACAGCCAGUCGCUGCACUCACCGCCAGUCGCUGCACUCACCGCCAGUCGCUGCACUCACCGCCAGUCGCUGCACUCACUGCCAGUCGCUGCACUCAAUGCCAAUCGCUGCACUCACCGCCAAUCGCUGCACUCACUGCCAGUCGCUGCACUCACUGCCAGUCGCUGCACUCACUGCCACUUGCUGCACUCACUGCCAGUCGCUGCACUCACCGCCAAUCGCUGCACUCACCGCCAAUCGCUGCACUCAUCGCCAAUCGCUGCACUCACCGCCAAUCGCUGCACUCACCGCCAAUCGCUGCACUCACCGCCAAUCGCUGCACUCACCGCCAAUCGCUGCACUCACCGCUAGUCGCUGCACUCACCGCCAGUCGCUGCACUCACCGCCAGUCGCUGCACUCACCGCCAGUCGCUGCACUCACCGCCAGUCGCUGCACUCACCGCCAGUCGCUGCACUCACCGCCAAUCGCUGCACUCACCGCCAAUCGCUGCACUCACCGCCAAUCGCUGCACUCACCGCCAAUCGCUGCACUCACCGCCAAUCGCUGCACUCACCGCCAGUCGCUGCACUCACCGCCAGUCGCUGCACUCACCGCCAGUCGCUGCACUCACCGCCAGUCGCUGCACUCACCGCCAAUCGCUGCACUCACCGCCAAUCGCUGCACUCACCGCCAAUCGCUGCACUCACCGCCAAUCGCUGCACUCACCGCCAAUCGCUGCACUCACCGCCAGUCGCUGCACUCACCGCCAGUCGCUGCACUCACCGCCAGUCGCUGCACUCACCGCCAGUCGCUGCACUCACCGCCAAUCGCUGCACUCACCGCCAGUCGCUGCACUCACUGCCAGUCGCUGCACUCAAUGCCUAUCGCUGCACUCACCGCCAAUCGCUGCACUCACUGCCAGUCGCUGCACUCACUGCCAGUCGCUGCACUCACUGCCAAUCGCUGCACUCACUGCCAGUCGCUGCACUCACCGCCAGUCGCUGCACUCACUGCCAAUCGCUGCACUCACCGCCAAUCGCUGCACUCACCGCCAAUCGCUGCACUCACCGCCAAUCGAUGCACUCACCGACAAUCGCUGCACUCACCGCCAAUCGCUGCACUCACCGCCAGUCGCUGCACUCACUGCCAGUCGCUGCACUCAAUGCCUAUCGCUGCACUCACCGCCAAUCGCUGCACUCACUGCCAGUCGCUGCACUCACUGCCAGUCGCUGCACUCACUGCCAAUCGCUGCACUCACUGCCAGUCGCUGCACUCACCGCCAGUCGCUGCACUCACUGCCAAUCGCUGCACUCACCGCCAAUCGCUGCACUCACCGCCAAUCGCUGCACUCACCGCCAAUCGCUGCACUCACGGCCAAUCGCUUCACUCACCGCCAAUCGCUGCACUCACCGCUAGUCUCUGCACUCACCGCCAGUCGCUGCACUCACUGCCAGUCGCUGCACUCACUGCCAGUCGUUGCACUCACCGCCAAUCGCUGCACUCACCGCCAAUCGAUGCACUCACCGACAAUCGCUGCACUCACCGCCAAUCGCUGCACUCACCGCCAGUCGCUGCACUCACCGCCAGUCGCUGCACUCACCGCCAGUCGCUGCACUCACUGUCAAUCGCAGCACUCACUGCCAGUCGCUGCACUCACUGCCAGUCGCUGCACUCACUGCCAAUCGCUGCACUCACUGCCAGUCGCUGCACUCACCGCCAGUCGCUGCACUCACCGCCAGUCGCUGCACUCACCGCCAAUCGCUGCACUCACCGCCAAUCGCUGCACUCACCGCCAAUCGCUGCACUCACCGCCAAUCGCUGCACUCACCGCCAGUCGCUGCACUCACCGCCAGUCGCUGCACUCACCGCCAGUCGCUGCACUCACCGCCAGUCGCUGCACUCACCGCCAAUCACUGCACUCACCGCCAAUCGCUGCACUCACCGCCAAUCGCUGCACUCACCGCCAAUCGCUGCACUCACCGCCAGUCGCUGCACUCACCGCCAGUCGCUGCACUCACCGCCAGUCGCUGCACUCACCGCCAGUCGCAGCACUCACUGGCAGUCGCUGCACUCACUGCCAGUCGCUGCACUCACUGCCAGUCGCUGCACUCACCGCCAGUCGCUGCACUCACCGCCAGUCGCUGCACUCACUGCCAGUCGCUGCACUCAAUGCCUAUCGCUGCACUCACCGCCAAUCGCUGCACUCACUGCCAGUCGCUGCACUCACUGCCAGUCGCUGCACUCACCGCGAGUCGCUGCACUCACUGCCUGUCGCUGCACUCACUCCCAAUCGCUGCACUCACUGCCAGUCGUUGCACUCACUGCCAGUCGCUGCACUCACCGCCAGUCGCUGCACUCACCGCCAGUCGCUGCACUCACCGCCAAUCGCUGCACUCACCGCCAGUCGCUGCACUCACUGCCAGUCGCUGCACUCAAUGCCUAUCGCUGCACUCACCGCCAAUCGCUGCACUCACUGCCAGUCGCUGCACUCACUGCCAGUCGCUGCACUCACUGCCAAUCGCUGCACUCACUGCCAGUCGCUGCACUCACCGCCAGUCGCUGCACUCACCGCCAAUCGCUGCACUCACCACCAAUCGCUGCACUCACUGCCAAUCGCUGCACUCACUGCCAAUCGCUGCACUCACCGCCAAUCGCUGCACUCACCGCCAGUCGCUGCACUCACCGCCAGACGCUGCACUCACUGCCAGUCGCUGCACUCACUGCCAGUCGUUGCACUCACUGCCAGUCGCUGCACUCACCGCCAAUCGAUGCACUCACCGCCAAUCGCUGCACUCACUGCCAGUCGCUGCACUCACCGCCAGUCGCUGCACUCACCGCCAGUCGCUGCACUCACCGCCAGUCGCUGCACUCACCGCCAGUCGCUGCACUCACCGCCAGUCGCUGCACUCAAUGCCUAUCGCUGCACUCACCGCCAAUCGCUGCACUCACUGCCAGUCGCUGCACUCACUGCCAGUCGCUGCACUCACUGCCAAUCGCUGCACUCACUGCCAGUCGCUGCACUCACCGCCAGUCGCUGCACUCACCGCCAAUCGCUGCACUCACCGCCAAUCGCUGCACUCACCGCCAAUCGCUGCACUCACUGCCAAUCGCUGCACUCACCGCCAAUCGCUGCACUCACCGCCAGCCGCUGCACUCACUGCCAGUCGCUGCACUCACUGCCAUCGCUGCACUCACCGCGAGUCGCUGCACUCACUGCCAGUCGCUGCACUCACUCCCAAUCGCCGCACUCACUGCCAGUCGUUGCACUCACUGCCAGUCGCUGCACUCACCGCCAGUCGCUGCACUCACCGCCAGUCGCUGCACUCACUGCCAGACGCUGCACUCACCGCCAGUCGCUGCACUCACCACGAGUCGCUGCACUCACUGCCAGUCGCUGCACUCACUCCCAGUCGCUGCACUCACUGCCAGUCGUUGCACUCACUGCCAGUCGCUGCACUCACCGCCAGUCGCUGCACUCACAGCCAGUCGCUGCACUCACCGCCAGUCGCUGCACUCACCGCCAGUCGCUGCACUCACCGCCAGUCGCUGCACUCACUGCCAGUCGCUGCACUCAAUGCCAAUCGCUGCACUCACCGCCAAUCGCUGCACUCACUGCCAGUCGCUGCACUCACUGCCAGUCGCUGCACUCACUGCCACUUGCUGCACUCACUGCCAGUCGCUGCACUCACCGCCAAUCGCUGCACUCACCGCCAAUCGCUGCACUCAUCGCCAAUCGCUGCACUCACCGCCAAUCGCUGCACUCACCGCCAAUCGCUGCACUCACCGCCAAUCGCUGCACUCACCGCCAAUCGCUGCACUCACCGCUAGUCGCUGCACUCACCGCCAGUCGCUGCACUCACCGCCAGUCGCUGCACUCACCGCCAGUCGCUGCACUCACCGCCAGUCGCUGCACUCACCGCCAGUCGCUGCACUCACCGCCAAUCGCUGCACUCACCGCCAAUCGCUGCACUCACCGCCAAUCGCUGCACUCACCGCCAAUCGCUGCACUCACCGCCAAUCGCUGCACUCACCGCCAGUCGCUGCACUCACCGCCAGUCGCUGCACUCACCGCCAGUCGCUGCACUCACCGCCAGUCGCUGCACUCACCGCCAAUCGCUGCACUCACCGCCAAUCGCUGCACUCACCGCCAAUCGCUGCACUCACCGCCAAUCGCUGCACUCACCGCCAAUCGCUGCACUCACCGCCAAUCGCUGCACUCACCGCCAGUCGCUGCACUCACCGCCAGUCGCUGCACUCACCGCCAGUCGCUGCACUCACCGCCAGUCGCUGCACUCACCGCCAAUCGCUGCACUCACCGCCAGUCGCUGCACUCACUGCCAGUCGCUGCACUCAAUGCCUAUCGCUGCACUCACCGCCAAUCGCUGCACUCACUGCCAGUCGCUGCACUCACUGCCAGUCGCUGCACUCACUGCCAAUCGCUGCACUCACUGCCAGUCGCUGCACUCACCGCCAGUCGCUGCACUCACUGCCAAUCGCUGCACUCACCGCCAAUCGCUGCACUCACCGCCAAUCGCUGCACUCACCGCCAAUCGAUGCACUCACCGACAAUCGCUGCACUCACCGCCAAUCGCUGCACUCACCGCCAGUCGCUGCACUCACUGCCAGUCGCUGCACUCAAUGCCUAUCGCUGCACUCACCGCCAAUCGCUGCACUCACUGCCAGUCGCUGCACUCACUGCCAGUCGCUGCACUCACUGCCAAUCGCUGCACUCACUGCCAGUCGCUGCACUCACCGCCAGUCGCUGCACUCACUGCCAAUCGCUGCACUCACCGCCAAUCGCUGCACUCACCGCCAAUCGCUGCACUCACCGCCAAUCGCUGCACUCACGGCCAAUCGCUUCACUCACCGCCAAUCGCUGCACUCACCGCUAGUCUCUGCACUCACCGCCAGUCGCUGCACUCACUGCCAGUCGCUGCACUCACUGCCAGUCGUUGCACUCACCGCCAAUCGCUGCACUCACCGCCAAUCGAUGCACUCACCGACAAUCGCUGCACUCACCGCCAAUCGCUGCACUCACCGCCAGUCGCUGCACUCACCGCCAGUCGCUGCACUCACCGCCAGUCGCUGCACUCACUGUCAAUCGCAGCACUCACUGCCAGUCGCUGCACUCACUGCCAGUCGCUGCACUCACUGCCAAUCGCUGCACUCACUGCCAGUCGCUGCACUCACCGCCAGUCGCUGCACUCACCGCCAGUCGCUGCACUCACCGCCAAUCGCUGCACUCACCGCCAAUCGCUGCACUCACCGCCAAUCGCUGCACUCACCGCCAAUCGCUGCACUCACCGCCAGUCGCUGCACUCACCGCCAGUCGCUGCACUCACCGCCAGUCGCUGCACUCACCGCCAGUCGCUGCACUCACCGCCAAUCACUGCACUCACCGCCAAUCGCUGCACUCACCGCCAAUCGCUGCACUCACCGCCAAUCGCUGCACUCACCGCCAGUCGCUGCACUCACCGCCAGUCGCUGCACUCACCGCCAGUCGCUGCACUCACCGCCAGUCGCAGCACUCACUGGCAGUCGCUGCACUCACUGCCAGUCGCUGCACUCACUGCCAGUCGCUGCACUCACCGCCAGUCGCUGCACUCACCGCCAGUCGCUGCACUCACUGCCAGUCGCUGCACUCAAUGCCUAUCGCUGCACUCACCGCCAAUCGCUGCACUCACUGCCAGUCGCUGCACUCACUGCCAGUCGCUGCACUCACCGCGAGUCGCUGCACUCACUGCCUGUCGCUGCACUCACUCCCAAUCGCUGCACUCACUGCCAGUCGUUGCACUCACUGCCAGUCGCUGCACUCACCGCCAGUCGCUGCACUCACCGCCAGUCGCUGCACUCACCGCCAAUCGCUGCACUCACCGCCAGUCGCUGCACUCACUGCCAGUCGCUGCACUCAAUGCCUAUCGCUGCACUCACCGCCAAUCGCUGCACUCACUGCCAGUCGCUGCACUCACUGCCAGUCGCUGCACUCACUGCCAAUCGCUGCACUCACUGCCAGUCGCUGCACUCACCGCCAGUCGCUGCACUCACCGCCAAUCGCUGCACUCACCACCAAUCGCUGCACUCACUGCCAAUCGCUGCACUCACUGCCAAUCGCUGCACUCACCGCCAAUCGCUGCACUCACCGCCAGUCGCUGCACUCACCGCCAGACGCUGCACUCACUGCCAGUCGCUGCACUCACUGCCAGUCGUUGCACUCACUGCCAGUCGCUGCACUCACCGCCAAUCGAUGCACUCACCGCCAAUCGCUGCACUCACUGCCAGUCGCUGCACUCACCGCCAGUCGCUGCACUCACCGCCAGUCGCUGCACUCACCGCCAGUCGCUGCACUCACCGCCAGUCGCUGCACUCACCGCCAGUCGCUGCACUCAAUGCCUAUCGCUGCACUCACCGCCAAUCGCUGCACUCACUGCCAGUCGCUGCACUCACUGCCAGUCGCUGCACUCACUGCCAAUCGCUGCACUCACUGCCAGUCGCUGCACUCACCGCCAGUCGCUGCACUCACCGCCAAUCGCUGCACUCACCGCCAAUCGCUGCACUCACCGCCAAUCGCUGCACUCACUGCCAAUCGCUGCACUCACCGCCAAUCGCUGCACUCACCGCCAGCCGCUGCACUCACUGCCAGUCGCUGCACUCACUGCCAUCGCUGCACUCACCGCCAGUCGCUGCACUCACCGCCAGUCGCUGCACUCACCGCCAGUCGCUGCUCUCACCGCCAGUCGCUGCACUCACCGCCAGUCGCUGCACUCACCGCCAGUCGCUGCACUCACUGCCAGUCGUUGCACUCACUGCCAGUCGCUGCACUCACCGCCAGUCGCUGCACUCACCGCCAAUCGCUGCACUCACCGCCAGUCGCUGCACUCACUGCCAGUCGCUGCACUCAAUGCCUAUCGCUGCACUCACCGCCAAUCGCUGCACUCACUGCCAGUCGUUGCACUCACUGCCAGUCGCUGCACUCACCGCCAGUCGCUGCACUCACCGCCAGUCGCUGCACUCACCGCCAAUCGCUGCACUCACCGUCAGUCGCUGCACUCACCGCCAAUCGCUGCACUCACCGCCAAUCGCUGCACUCACGGCCAAUCGCUUCACUCACCGCCAAUCGCUGCACUCACCGCUAGUCUCUGCACUCACCGCCAGUCGCUGCACUCACUGCCAGUCGCUGCACUCACUGCCAGUCGUUGCACUCACCGCCAAUCGCUGCACUCACCGCCAAUCGAUGCACUCACCGACAAUCGCUGCACUCACCGCCAAUCGCUGCACUCACCGCCAGUCGCUGCACUCACCGCCAGUCGCUGCACUCACCGCCAGUCGCUGCACUCACCGCCAGUCGCUGCACUCACUGCCAAUCGCUGCACUCACUGCCAGUCGCUGCACUCACUGCCAAUCGCUGCACUCACUGCCAGUCGCUGCACUCACCGCCAGUCGCUGCACUCACCGCCAGUCGCUGCACUCACUGCCAGUCGCUGCACUCAAUGCCUAUCGCUGCACUCACCGCCAAUCGAUGCACUCACCGCCAAUCGCUGCACUCACCGCCAGUCGCUGCACUCACCGCCAGUCGCUGCACUCACCGCCAGUCGCUGCACUCACCGCCAGUCGCUGCACUCACCGCCAAUCGCUGCACUCACCGCCAAUCGCUGCACUCACCGCCAAUCGCUGCACUCACCGCCAGUCGUUGCACUCACCGCCAGUCGUUGCACUCACCGCCAGUCGCUGCACUCACCGCCAGUCGCUGCACUCACCGCCAGUCGCUGCACUCACCGCCAAUCGCUGCACUCACCGCCAAUCGCUGCACUCACCGCCAAUCGCUGCACUCACCGCCAAUCGCUGCACUCACCGCCAAUCGCUGCACUCACCGCCAGUCGCUGCACUCACCGCCAGUCGCUGCACUCACCGCCAGUCGCUGCACUCACCGCCAGUCGCUGCACUCACUGCCAAUCGCUGCACUCACUGCCAGUCGCUGCACUCACUGCCAAUCGCUGCACUCACUGCCAGUCGCUGCACUCACCGCCAGUCCGUGCACUCACCGCCAGUCGCUGCACUCACUGCCAGUCGCUGCACUCAAUGCCUAUCGCUGCACUCACCGCCAAUCGAUGCACUCACCGCCAAUCGCUGCACUCACCGCCAGUCGCUGCACUCACCGCCAGUCGCUGCACUCACCGCCAGUCGCUGCACUCACCGCCAAUCGCUGCAAUCACCGCCAAUCGCUGCACUCACCGCCAAUCGCUGCACUCACCGCCAAUCGCUGCACUCACCGCCAGUCGUUGCACUCACUGCCAGUCGCUGCACUCACCGCCAGUCGCUGCACUCACCGCCAGUCCCUGCACUCACCGCCAAUCGCUGCACUCACCGCCAAUCGCUGCACUCACCGCCAAUCGCUGCACUCACCGCCAAUCGCUGCACUCACCGCCAAUCGCUGCACUCACCGCCAAUCGCUGCACUCACCGCCAGUCGCUGCACUCACCGCGAGUCGCUGCACUCACUGCCAGUCGCUGCACUCACUCCCAAUCGCUGCACUCACUGCCAGUCGUUGCACUCACUGCCAGUCGCUGCACUCACCGCCAGUCGCUGCACUCACCGCCAGUCGUUGCACUCACCGCCAGUCGCUGCACUCACCGCCAGUCGCUGCACUCACCGCCAGUCGCUGCACUCACUGCCAGUCGUUGCACUCACUGCCAGUCGCUGCACUCACCGCCAGUCGCUGCACUCACCGCCAGUCGCUGCACUCACCGCCAAUCGCUGCACUCACCGCCAGUCGCUGCACUCACUGCCAGUCGCUGCACUCACUGCCAGUCGCUGCACUCACCGCGAGUCGCUGCACUCACUGCCUGUCGCUGCACUCACUCCCAAUCGCUGCACUCACUGCCAGUCGUUGCACUCACUGCCAGUCGCUGCACUCACCGCCAGUCGCUGCACUCACCGCCAGUCGCUGCACUCACCGCCAAUCGCUGCACUCACCGCCAGUCGCUGCACUCACUGCCAGUCGCUGCACUCAAUGCCUAUCGCUGCACUCACCGCCAAUCGCUGCACUCACUGCCAGUCGCUGCACUCACUGCCAGUCACUGCACUCACUGCCAAUCGCUGCACUCACUGCCAGUCGCUGCACUCACCGCCAGUCGCUGCACUCACCGCCAAUCGCUGCACUCACCGCCAAUCGCUGCACUCAACGCCAAUCGCUGCACUCACUGCCAAUCGCUGCACUCACCGCCAAUCGCUGCACUCACCGCCAGUCGCUGCACUCACCGCCAGCCGCUGCACUCACUGCCAGUCGCUGCACUCACUGCCAGUCUCGCUGCACUCACCGCCAGUCGCUGCACUCACCGCCAGUCGCUGCACUCACCGCCAGUCGCUGCACUCACCGCCAAUCGAUGCACUCACCGCCAAUCGCUGCACUCACCGCCAGUCGCUGCACUCACCGCCAGUCGCUGCACUCACCGCCAGUCGCUGCACUCACCGCCAGUCGCUGCACUCACCGCCAGUCGCUGCACUCACUGAAAGUCGCUGCACUCACUGCCAAUCGCUGCACUCACUGCCAGUCGCUGCACUCACCGCCAGUCGCUGCACUCACCGCCAGUCGCUGCACUCACCGCCAAUCGCUGCACUCACCGCCAAUCGCUGCACUCACCGCCAAUCGCUGCACUCACCGCCAAUCGCUGCACUCACCGCCAGUCGCUGCACUCACCGCCAGUCGCUGCACUCACCGCCAGUCGCUGCACUCACCGCCAGUCGCUGCACUCACCGCCAAUCGAUGCACUCACCGCCAAUCGCUGCACUCACCGCCAGUCGCUGCACUCACCGCCAGUCGCUGCACUCACCGCCAGUCGCUGCACUCACCGCCAGUCGCUGCACUCACCGCCAGUCGCUGCACUCACCGCCAGUCGCUGCACUCACCGCCAGUCGCUGCACUCACUGCCAGUCGUUGCACUCACUGCCAGUCGCUGCACUCACCGCCAGUCGCUGCACUCACCGCCAGUCGCUGCACUCACCGCCAAUCGCUGCACUCACCGCCAGUCGCUGCACUCACUGCCAGUCGCUGCACUCAAUGCCUAUCGCUGCACUCACCGCCAAUCGCUGCACUCACUGCCAGUCGUUGCACUCACUGCCAGUCGCUGCACUCACCGCCAGUCGCUGCACUCACCGCCAGUCGCUGCACUCACCGCCAAUCGCUGCACUCACCGCCAGUCGCUGCACUCACCGCCAGCCGUUGCACUCACUGCCAGUCGCUGCACUCACUGCCAGUCGUUGCACUCACUGCCAGUCGCUGCACUCACCGCCAAUCGAUGCACUCACCGCCAAUCGCUGCACUCACCGCCAGUCGCUGCACUCACCGCCAAUCGCUGCACUCACCGCUAGUCUCUGCACUCACCGCCAGUCGCUGCACUCACUGCCAGUCGCUGCACUCACUGCCAGUCGUUGCACUCACCGCCAAUCGCUGCACUCACCGCCAAUCGAUGCACUCACCGACAAUCGCUGCACUCACCGCCAAUCGCUGCACUCACCGCCAGUCGCUGCACUCACCGCCAGUCGCUGCACUCACCGCCAGUCGCUGCACUCACCGCCAGUCGCUGCACUCACUGCCAAUCGCUGCACUCACUGCCAGUCGCUGCACUCACUGCCAAUCGCUGCACUCACUGCCAGUCGCUGCACUCACCGCCAGUCGCUGCACUCACCGCCAGUCGCUGCACUCACUGCCAGUCGCUGCACUCAAUGCCUAUCGCUGCACUCACCGCCAAUCGAUGCACUCACCGCCAAUCGCUGCACUCACCGCCAGUCGCUGCACUCACCGCCAGUCGCUGCACUCACCGCCAGUCGCUGCACUCACCGCCAGUCGCUGCACUCACCGCCAAUCGCUGCACUCACCGCCAAUCGCUGCACUCACCGCCAAUCGCUGCACUCACCGCCAGUCGUUGCACUCACCGCCAGUCGUUGCACUCACCGCCAGUCGCUGCACUCACCGCCAGUCGCUGCACUCACCGCCAGUCGCUGCACUCACCGCCAAUCGCUGCACUCACCGCCAAUCGCUGCACUCACCGCCAAUCGCUGCACUCACCGCCAAUCGCUGCACUCACCGCCAAUCGCUGCACUCACCGCCAGUCGCUGCACUCACCGCCAGUCGCUGCACUCACCGCCAGUCGCUGCACUCACCGCCAGUCGCUGCACUCACUGCCAAUCGCUGCACUCACUGCCAGUCGCUGCACUCACUGCCAAUCGCUGCACUCACUGCCAGUCGCUGCACUCACCGCCAGUCCGUGCACUCACCGCCAGUCGCUGCACUCACUGCCAGUCGCUGCACUCAAUGCCUAUCGCUGCACUCACCGCCAAUCGAUGCACUCACCGCCAAUCGCUGCACUCACCGCCAGUCGCUGCACUCACCGCCAGUCGCUGCACUCACCGCCAGUCGCUGCACUCACCGCCAAUCGCUGCAAUCACCGCCAAUCGCUGCACUCACCGCCAAUCGCUGCACUCACCGCCAAUCGCUGCACUCACCGCCAGUCGUUGCACUCACUGCCAGUCGCUGCACUCACCGCCAGUCGCUGCACUCACCGCCAGUCCCUGCACUCACCGCCAAUCGCUGCACUCACCGCCAAUCGCUGCACUCACCGCCAAUCGCUGCACUCACCGCCAAUCGCUGCACUCACCGCCAAUCGCUGCACUCACCGCCAAUCGCUGCACUCACCGCCAGUCGCUGCACUCACCGCGAGUCGCUGCACUCACUGCCAGUCGCUGCACUCACUCCCAAUCGCUGCACUCACUGCCAGUCGUUGCACUCACUGCCAGUCGCUGCACUCACCGCCAGUCGCUGCACUCACCGCCAGUCGUUGCACUCACCGCCAGUCGCUGCACUCACCGCCAGUCGCUGCACUCACCGCCAGUCGCUGCACUCACUGCCAGUCGUUGCACUCACUGCCAGUCGCUGCACUCACCGCCAGUCGCUGCACUCACCGCCAGUCGCUGCACUCACCGCCAAUCGCUGCACUCACCGCCAGUCGCUGCACUCACUGCCAGUCGCUGCACUCAAUGCCUAUUGCUGCACUCACCGCCAAUCGCUGCACUCACUGCCAGUCGUUGCACUCACUGCCAGUCGCUGCACUCACCGCCAGUCGCUGCACUCACCGCCAGUCGCUGCACUCACCGCCAAUCGCUGCACUCACCGCCAGUCGCUGCACUCACUGCCAGUCGCUGCACUCACUGCCAGUCGCUGCACUCACCGCGAGUCGCUGCACUCACUGCCUGUCGCUGCACUCACUCCCAAUCGCUGCACUCACUGCCAGUCGUUGCACUCACUGCCAGUCGCUGCACUCACCGCCAGUCGCUGCACUCACCGCCAGUCGCUGCACUCACCGCCAAUCGCUGCACUCACCGCCAGUCGCUGCACUCACUGCCAGUCGCUGCACUCAAUGCCUAUCGCUGCACUCACCGCCAAUCGCUGCACUCACUGCCAGUCGCUGCACUCACUGCCAGUCACUGCACUCACUGCCAAUCGCUGCACUCACUGCCAGUCGCUGCACUCACCGCCAGUCGCUGCACUCACCGCCAAUCGCUGCACUCACCGCCAAUCGCUGCACUCAACGCCAAUCGCUGCACUCACUGCCAAUCGCUGCACUCACCGCCAAUCGCUGCACUCACCGCCAUCGCUGCACUCACCGCCAAUCGCUGCACUCACCGCCAAUCGCUGCACUCACCGCCAAUCGCUGCACUCACCGCCAAUCGCUGCACUCACCGCCAGUCGCUGCACUCACCGCCAGUCGCUGCACUCACCGCCAGUCGCUGCACUCACCGCCAGUCGCUGCACUCACCGCCAAUCGAUGCACUCACCGCCAAUCGCUGCACUCACCGCCAGUCGCUGCACUCACCGCCAGUCGCUGCACUCACCGCCAGUCGCUGCACUCACCGCCAGUCGCUGCACUCACCGCCAGUCGCUGCACUCACUGAAAGUCGCUGCACUCACUGCCAAUCGCUGCACUCACUGCCAGUCGCUGCACUCACCGCCAGUCGCUGCACUCACCGCCAGUCGCUGCACUCACCGCCAAUCGCUGCACUCACCGCCAAUCGCUGCACUCACCGCCAAUCGCUGCACUCACCGCCAAUCGCUGCACUCACCGCCAGUCGCUGCACUCACCGCCAGUCGCUGCACUCACCGCCAGUCGCUGCACUCACCGCCAGUCGCUGCACUCACCGCCAAUCGAUGCACUCACCGCCAAUCGCUGCACUCACCGCCAGUCGCUGCACUCACCGCCAGUCGCUGCACUCACCGCCAGUCGCUGCACUCACCGCCAGUCGCUGCACUCACCGCCAGUCGCUGCACUCACCGCCAGUCGCUGCACUCACCGCCAGUCGCUGCACUCACUGCCAGUCGUUGCACUCACUGCCAGUCGCUGCACUCACCGCCAGUCGCUGCACUCACCGCCAGUCGCUGCACUCACCGCCAAUCGCUGCACUCACCGCCAGUCGCUGCACUCACUGCCAGUCGCUGCACUCAAUGCCUAUCGCUGCACUCACCGCCAAUCGCUGCACUCACUGCCAGUCGUUGCACUCACUGCCAGUCGCUGCACUCACCGCCAGUCGCUGCACUCACCGCCAGUCGCUGCACUCACCGCCAAUCGCUGCACUCACCGCCAGUCGCUGCACUCACCGCCAGCCGUUGCACUCACUGCCAGUCGCUGCACUCACUGCCAGUCGUUGCACUCACUGCCAGUCGCUGCACUCACCGCCAAUCGAUGCACUCACCGCCAAUCGCUGCACUCACCGCCAGUCGCUGCACUCACCGCCAGUCGCUGCACUCACCGCCAGUCGCUGCACUCACCGCCAGUCGCUGCACUCACUGCCAGUCGCUGCACUCACUGCCAGUCGCUGCACUCACCGCCAAUCGCUGCACUCACUGCCAGUCGCUGCACUCACCGCCAGUCGCUGCACUCACCGCCAGUCGCUGCACUCACCGCCAGUCGCUGCACUCACCGCCAGUCGCUGCACUCACCGCCAAUCGCUGCACUCACCGCCAAUCGCUGCACUCACCGCCAAUCGCUGCACUCACCGCCAAUCGCUGCACUCACCGCCAAUCGCUGCACUCACCGCCAGUCGCUGCACUCACCGCCAGUCGCUGCACUCACCGCCAGUCGCUGCACUCACCGCCAGUCGCUGCACUCACCGCCAGUCGCUGCACUCACCGCGAGUCGCUGCACUCACUGCCAGUCGCUGCACUCACUCCCAAUCGCUGCACUCACUGCCAGUCGUUGCACUCACUGCCAGUCGCUGCACUCACCGCCAGUCGCUGCACUCACCGCCAAUCGCUGCACUCACCGCCAGUCGCUGCACUCACUGCCAGUCGCUGCACUCAAUGCCUAUCGCUGCACUCACCGCCAAUCGCUGCACUCACUGCCAGUCGCUGCACUCACUGCCAGUCGCUGCACUCACUGCCAAUCGCUGCACUCACUGCCAGUCGCUGCAUCACCGCCAGUCGCUGCACUCACCGCCAAUCGCUGCACUCACCGCCAAUCGCUGCACUCACCGCCAAUCGCUGCACUCACUGCCAAUCGCUGCACUCACCGCCAAUCGCUGCACUCACCGCCAGUCGCUGCACUCACCGCCAGUCGCUGCACUCACUGCCAGUCGCUGCACUCACUGCCAGUCGUUGCACUCACUGCCAGUCGCUGCACUCACCGCCAAUCGAUGCACUCACCGCCAAUCGCUGCACUCACCGCCAGUCGCUGCACUCACCGCCAGUCGCUGCACUCACUGCCAGUCGCUGCACUCACUGCCAGUCGCUGCACUCACUGCCAAUCCCUGCACUCACCGCCAAUCGCUGCACGAGGGCGUCUCUCUCCCGCUCCCGCUGCACCAACAUCUCUGGAUCCAUCCCCACCGCACUCCCCCCGUCCCCGCUCCCCCUUCCCCCCGCCUCCACGAGCUCGCGGAUCUGGCGCUGCAGCACGCUGACGUGGCAUGCCAGCUGGCCCUCCUUGUGGCGGAGCGCCGCCACGUGGUGGGCGGCCUCCUCCGGUGGCAUCUGCAGCAGCUGCUGCGACCUCCUCUCCACCGAUACCGCCUGGGGCGAUGGGGGCGCAUGGGAGGGCGGGAGGGGGAAAAGGGGUGUGAGAGGAGGUGA
Messenger RNA from Closterium sp. NIES-65, 16260 nucleotides. The record is from the annotation of a GenBank genome assembly. Lineage: Eukaryota; Viridiplantae; Streptophyta; Zygnematophyceae; Desmidiales; Closteriaceae.